This is a messenger RNA of Prorocentrum cordatum, 378 nucleotides long. The record is from the annotation of a GenBank genome assembly. Lineage: Eukaryota; Dinophyceae; Prorocentrales; Prorocentraceae.
AUGCUCAAGAAUUUCGUGUGGGCCAUCAUGGACUUCCUCACGAUCCUCUCGUGCGGCGACAACACGGCCACGUGCUUGGGAAUGAUGCCUGUCAGCAUGCUAUCCGAGGCACUUGAAGGGUCGCCAUUAUCGAGCGUCUCCGUUGGUCCCGCUGGCCUUUGGAGCCUCGCCGCGGCUACCGCGCGCAAGCAGGUGGCAAUGUCGAUCAAGGAGCGGCGAAGCAAGCUCAAGGUACGCAACGCGUGGCUCAUCAUCGAGCGCCAGAAGGCGGAGGAUGGACACGAUGUGGAGGCCAUCGCAGUGUUGACUGAAGAGAUCAAUCGCGUCGAGGGGCAGCUCAAAGUCUUGGAUGAGCAAGAGAAGAUGAACCACGGGUAA